This is a messenger RNA of Endocarpon pusillum Z07020, 540 nucleotides long. RefSeq lists its product as uncharacterized. The coding region runs from base 1 to 540 and encodes 179 amino acids. The record is from RefSeq and is a predicted model, not a curated record. NCBI's taxonomy places the organism in Eukaryota, Fungi, Ascomycota, Eurotiomycetes, Verrucariales, Verrucariaceae. The transcript has 2 exons.
AUGCUUCUCCGUCCCUUCCUGCUCCGCCGCACCCUUCACACCACCACACGCCUCUCCUCAACAACGACAACCGCCCGCCUUCCCCUUCCCUUUUCGAUCCGUACUUACCCUGUCCUCCUUACCUCCGCCGCCCUAGGCUUCUCGCUGCCAUUCUUCGCACCUCGAUCCUCAGCACUUCUCGAUACAGCCUUCAGCACAUCCUCUGCUCCCUACACCUACUCGCGAGACGCGAAGACCCCACUCGCCAAGGACUCGAGAAGCCUGAACCCGGCAGCUGUGAAACAGAUCUCGCUGGGAAGUAUACUGGGGCUUGGGGCUGGGGUGCUGGUCAGUGCAUUCAGUAGGACGUUGACAUUGCUGCUUGGGGUGGGGAUUGUGAUUGUUCAGUAUGCAGCACGGAGCGGUUACAACAUAAUACCGGUGGAGAGGAUGCAGAGAUACGUCAAAGGUAUCAAUCUGAGGAGAGCAAUAUUGGAUAAUGCAGCAUUCAAGCUUAGUUUCGGCUUGACGUUUGCGCUGGCUGCUUUUGGGGAAUUUUAA